GAUGAUGCCUCCUACGAAGUCAUGAAGAUUGACAUCGAGGUCGAAGCGCCCAGUGACCCGCCCACCACACAGCUAGUCACAUGGCAGGUUGAAUACCCAGGAGAGAUCACGUCUGACCUGGGGGUGUCCAAGAUCUACGUGAGCCAGAAGGACUUGAUUGGAGUCAUACCACUAGCCAUGGAGGCAGAGAUCCUGAACACGGCCAUCCUCACUGGGAAGACAGUGGCUGUCCCUGUGAAGGUGAUCUCAGUAGAGGAGGAUGGCACAGUACAAGUUCUGUCGGACUCGGUGGAGUGCAGGUCAUCCGAUGAAGAUGUGGUUAAGGCAAGUGGAUAGUUCCUUACCCAUGUGGAAGCCCAUAGCUACGUGGGCAUGGGUGUUUAUCCCCACCGGGGAUCUG
Molecule: messenger RNA, 400 nt
Organism: Rattus rattus (black rat)
Lineage: Eukaryota; Metazoa; Chordata; Mammalia; Rodentia; Muridae
Product: transmembrane protein 132D-like
Exons: 2
Coding region: 22-336 (104 amino acids)
Source: RefSeq, a predicted model, not a curated record